AUGGGUUUGCUGACAGCAAGAUGGUAUAACAAGUUUGACAUCACAGGCGAACCAGGAAAGGCUUCACGUCCGAAGCGCUCCCCCAGGUCUGGCGACCCAGGAAAGGCUUCACGUCCGAAGCGCUCCCCCAGGUCUGGCGACCCAGGAAAGGCUUCACGUCCGAAGCGCUCCCACAGGUCUGGCGACCCAGGAAAGGCUUCACGUCCGAAGCGCUCCCCCAAGUCUGGUCCUGUCGGCCCCAUAUCUCAGGACACGACGGAGCGGACGAUGGCGUGGGAGGUCUAA
Messenger RNA from Suillus paluster, 285 nucleotides. RefSeq lists its product as uncharacterized. Lineage: Eukaryota; Fungi; Basidiomycota; Agaricomycetes; Boletales; Suillaceae. Bases 1 to 285 code for a protein of 94 amino acids. The record is from RefSeq and is a predicted model, not a curated record. The transcript is spliced from 4 exons.